AUGUUGCAAGAUUUAUUGUUUAAGAGAGCACUGGCUAAUGAUAGGCCAACUGUUACAACAAGUUAUUCCUCAAUGGAUGAGUUUCCCCUACCAGAUCUUAAUAGUGUAGAUUGUGGAAAUUAUGUAACUCAACCUACUUUACAAUAUAAUAAUACGUAUUGGUUUGGAUUAUUUGCACCAAAAUUUUCAUUUCUCAAUAACCCACAACCUGGUCGUCAAGAUGUAAUAAUGAUCUUCACGAUUGUUGAUCCGUCAUACAAUCAUGAUACGGAUUAUAAUACUUUCAUGAUUGCCAUGUCCGACUCAGAACACAAUGCAAUUAUUGAUCCAUAUGCGAAUUCAUUUGAUAAUUCCUCCUAUGCAAAUUUCGUCACAGCAGUUCAAAAAAGAAAUCAAUACGACUUGGGAGUAGGAUUUGUGAGUAAUAAUGAUGACGCACCUCAAAAUAAUUUCGGACUUUCAUCUAAUUAUCCGAUACCUUAUAUCCAGACAACUAUUCAUUCAAUCAGAGUAUCAUUAGAUAAAACCACAGCGGUUGCAAUUAGUGCUCUUCAUUAUUUACUCGAAACUGAAAAUGAGCAAAGGCAAUUUCUGACAGUUAUUUCGGGUCUUAUCGCAGUGUGGGGAGGAUUAUCAGCAGUUUAUAUAUUUUUAUUUGGUGUUAAUUCGAUUAAACCAUGGGGAUGCAUUCAAGAAAAAUGUUUUAAACGGAAAGUCCUUGAUAAACUAAAUAAAUCGGGUGCAAUGACAUUUGCAACAGAUCCUGACGUCGAAAAAUAUUCAGAUGAAGCCAGGAUUAAUGGAUUAGAAAUAUUUUUUAAAGAUUACGUUGUUGAUGUUAGUUUAUUAAAGCAACAACGCAUAAAGAAUAAAUAUUUGGAGAUUGAUGAUGAUGUUAAGAGCAGAGGAUCUACGUAG
This is a messenger RNA of Entrophospora candida, 918 nucleotides long. The record is from the annotation of a GenBank genome assembly. NCBI's taxonomy places the organism in Eukaryota, Fungi, Glomeromycota, Glomeromycetes, Entrophosporales, Entrophosporaceae.